AUAGUUUGCAGUGCUGACAAGUGGUAUGGCGGACAUAUGAGUCCAGUAAGCACAAGUAGGAUAAGAUUGUAAUGAAAAUUUUACGUCGAUAAGGACUACGUUUUUGGCCGUAACUGUUUAAUCAAAUGUCCGUAUUUAUAUUCGAAUUUGCUAAAUUCGAUACAUGAGCUCCUUGGUUUUUAAAGAUUAAUUAACGUGGAAACUAACAAGGAUUCUUUCAAGUGAAUUUGAACACUUUAUAUUGUGAAAAAAUGAGUUCUGGGUUUAUUUCGGAGGCUGCAAUAGCAGAACAGCGAAAAUUACGACAAGAAGAAUGGGACCGUGUUAGGACAGCGGAACAACCUACAGAUGCCCCAGAGGAGCCUUAUGAUCCAAGGUCUUUAUAUGAACGAUUACAAGAACAAAAAAAUAAACGUGAUAUAGAGUAUGAAGAAGCUCACAAGCUUAAGAAUAUGAUAAAAGGCUUAGACGAUGACGAGGUAGAGUUCCUGGACUUAGUAGACCGGACUAAGUUGGAAGAGGAACGUAAAAAGAAUCUUGAAGAAGAAAAGGAAAUGCGAGAUUUUAAAGAAGCAGUUGCAUCUUUGCAGGAGAAGGCACUAGAUGAAAAGUUGAAGCAGGAAUUAAAGAAUCCAUUAAGUGUUUCUAAACAUCCAUCGAGUGGAAGGUUACGAUAUAUAGAUAAUGAAUCAAAAGGAACGAAAAGGAAACACUCAGAUUCUGAGUAUGACAAGGAAAUAUCAAAUAAAAAUGAAGAGUGCCUUUCAACAUCUUGUGAAAUACCGAAGAUGUCCGAAGAAUGUUUAAAUGAUGUCAGCAAGAACGAGUCUCCACCUACUUAUACAAUAAGCAGCAAAAAUCAAAUUGGAGGAUUAAAGUGUAUCGGAAUAUUACCUGGACUUGGAUCUUACCAAGAUUCCAGUGAUAGCGAUUGUAGUUCAGAUUCUGAUCAGGAAUCUGAACAGAAUCAAGUUAAGUUUGAUUUGUUGGGUCGAAAGAUUGAAAGACCAGCAGAGAUUGAGAAAAGUUAGAAUUCACGUAAAUCUCUCCGGUAAUGUGAAAAAAAGUUUGAUUUAA
Messenger RNA from Orussus abietinus, 1077 nucleotides. Its product is annotated as protein FAM192A. Gene Ontology annotation, cellular component: nucleus. The transcript is spliced from 4 exons. The record is from RefSeq and is a predicted model, not a curated record. NCBI's taxonomy places the organism in Eukaryota, Metazoa, Arthropoda, Insecta, Hymenoptera, Orussidae. Bases 252 to 1031 code for a protein of 259 amino acids.